CUCAACCGGGAGGGACGGCAGUUCACUGUGCAGUGCUGCUCUCCAGAUAUGGCCGCAGACUGGCGAUGGCACCGGAAUGCUUUACCUGGCAGUAUGGAGAGACUCGGACGCAACCUCCCGCCAACCUCAGCGCAGCAGAGCCGCAUCUACCAACUGGAGUUCCCGAAGCCUGAGACAAGGGGGCUGGGCUUCACCCUGACGAACGGGAGCUCCCUCAGAGUGAAAGAGAUCAGACCUGGGAGCAUGGUGGCGCUGGACGGCAGGCUCCUGGUGGGAGAUGUGCUCCUGGAGGUGAACGGCAUUAUUGUGUCGGGUCUAAGGCGCAGCAAGGUGCUGCAGAUCCUGUGGGCAGCCGAGGGCACUGUGCAGCUGACCGUACACAGAGACAGCUGGACCGUGGCCGGUCUGGAGCCUGAACAUGGCCACCCAGGAAUCACCAUGGAGACUGACACAAAAGAGGAAAUGACAGAAAGACGGGUUAUGGGAAGAUUCUUGGAAAACUCUGGAGAGGAAAGUCCAAACAGCUCCUGUCUCCCACUGUACAUGCUUGACAAGGCCCAGGAAGCCUGCGACAGGAACGCAUUUCUGUCACUGCAGCGAGAUGCAGCCAGCAGACGACGCAAAGACCAAAGUGAUGAGUGGAGCAGUGAGGAUGAGGAGGGUGUGGGUGACAGUGAUGAAGAUUCAUCAUACCCUGACUCGCCUUUGACAGAAAACCCCAUUGUGUCAGAGGAGGCCCUCAGCAACCUGGCUGUGACAAGCCCGUCUGAGAACAGCCAGUACUCCGGCGUCUGCCUCAGGGCCCUCAUUCAGAACCUGCAGCACCAGCUGGACCAGCAGGAUCUCAUUAAGGAGUUCAUGGCCUUGGAGCACCUGAGACCUGCCGACAGCUGCCUUGUGGGAAAUGCUCCGGAGAACCGGGAGAAGAACCGGUACCGAGACAUUUUGCCCUACGAUGGAACACGGGUGUCAGUGGGGGAACAGCAGGAGUACAUCAACGCCAGUUACAUCCGCAUGAGCGUGGGGCCCAGCGAGCGGCUCUGCUACAUCUGCACACAGGGCCCACUGCCCGGCACCCAGGCCUGCUUUUGGCAGAUGGUGUGGGAGAAUCGCUCAGAUGUCAUCGCCAUGGUGACGCGGGAGGUGGAGCGCGGCCGGGUCAAGUGCCACCGGUACUGGCCCGAGAAGCUCCAUGAGAUUCUGGACACCGGGCGCUACCAGCUCAUCUUGGGCAACUACCAGCGGCAGGACUACUUCUACAUUAGGAUGAUCAAGAUGGUGGAGAAGGAGAGUGGGGACGUCCACCUAGUGAGGCACCUGAAGUUCACAGCUUGGCCCGACCACGGAGUGCCACGCUCCUGCCACCAGCUGGUGCGUUUUGCACACUACAUGCGGGCCGUGCACCACACCGGCCCCGUCAUUGUGCACUGCAGCGCUGGCGUUGGCCGAGCCGGCGUCCUCAUCUGCACUGAUGUCAUCCUGGCCCUCAUCGCGAAGGACCUCAGUAUAAACAUCAGCAGCAUUGUGAGGGAGAUGAGGCUGCAGCGCCACGGCAUGGUACAGACCAAGGAACAGUACCUCUUCUGUUACAAAGUCUGGCUGGACGUCCUUCAGAACAUCCCGGCUCUCUGUGGCACCCAGUGGAUCCAGGAAAAAGCCUCCUGAACACUGCUGGUUUCCCUGGCUACCUUCUCCAGCAUUCUCCCAAAGAAGACACUUUGUAUGCUUUCAUACACACCCACACCCGUGUAUUUUUAUUUUUAAUUUUACCCUCUGUAAUCUGCCGCCUGAAUCAGCGUGAACCUUGUCUGUGUUCUUCUGCAGGACGUCGUCACACUGACACACUUCGGUGCAGUUUGGCAUUUUAGAUCUUAGAUGAUCAGCCUUCAAGGGUCCAUCAGAACAAAACUGAGUUGUUUUGAUCACAAUGUGAAUAUUUUACCUGCAGUAUUCUCCUCCAGAUAAUGAGCUAUAUGUAUCAUGUGUAUCGUGUUAGAGCUCUGAACAGAUUCUAAACAGAUGUGCUUUGGUGUUGUGGUUCAUGAAGUAUGGUUUGUAUGUUUACAUGAAAACUGGUCGGUAGAAGCGGUCUGUCCGUGAAAGAGACACUGUAAGUGCGGUGGGGGUGGUGGGACGCAGGAAAUGGGCCAGACAGAACCACAAACUCCUAUUACCGCUAACAGUAAUGAUAGGGAGGAAUGUUUAAUAUUAGCAUUUAUUAUCUAUCGACAAACAUGGCCGUCCUCAGGGGGCCUCUGUCCUUUUAAAACGGAAGGUGAUUCAAGAUCUGGACUCUGGUGUUCAUCACUCCACACAGUAAAUGUGUGUGUGUUUCUUCCACUCCUGUCUCUUCUCACACACUAUAGGAAACGUAUAGAAAAUAUUAACUAAGAUGAUGAAAUGCAGAAGCACUGAUAUGCUGAAGUCAGGAUGGAGGCACGGGUGAAGACCUGUUUGUAGGCCAUGAUAGCUGGACUGAACCAGCAGUGCAGUUCUUAUUGUAUUACAUGGUAAUCUCAGUUUAAUCUGCUGUGGUUUUAAUAAAAGCAAUAUAAUAAUGAUCUAUAAAAUCUAUUUAUAGUCUAUUUAAAGCUCAUUUCCACCCCAAAAAUCCAUUCAAAGAAGAUGUUUUACCUUCUUCCAGUAGAAGUCGAAUCUGAUUGAUGUUUCCCAGUUUAUAAAUGAGUUCUUUGUUGUAUGUCUCAGAUGUUCUAAUAUAGGGAUAUAUGCCUUUAUGGUGCAUGUCUGCAUGCACUUGACUGUGGAGAAUCUUCAG
Messenger RNA from Paramormyrops kingsleyae, 2776 nucleotides. NCBI's taxonomy places the organism in Eukaryota, Metazoa, Chordata, Actinopteri, Osteoglossiformes, Mormyridae. The record is from RefSeq and is a predicted model, not a curated record.